CCCUCGCGAUAUGAACGAUCAACGAACAACUGUUUAUGUAAACUUUCUGUCAAGUGAAUACAGUACAAUGGUGUUUUAAAAUACUUUUAUCGCGCAUAAAAAUGUGCAAACACGAUUUUGCGAUCAAAUACUGAAACUUUCGAGUGAAUCGUUAAGUGUUGAAAGUUAAAACCAGUCCAGUUUCCUGUGCCAGUGAUUCAAAUAAAAAAAAACAACAGGUUGAUAACACAACAUCACCAUCUGUUUUCGAAUUAAAAUUGUGUUUGAAUUUUUUGUUUGUUCUAGUGAUGAUAGGAAUUUACUGUGUUUAAAACUUAAAAUUUCCAUGUGCUGUGUUUGAAACUAAAUUAUUGUCGAAAUUUCUAAAAUCCAAGUGACAAGUUUUCGUCCAUCGAAAAUGUUUUACAACUUAAAAUAAUGCUUGCUCAUCCAAAAAACAGAGUUCAAGCUAUUAAAAGUAAAUUCGAAAGCCUACACACGGAAAACGAGGUAGUUUUACCUAAAAAGGUUCCGUUGCAGGACAAACAGGUCGAAAUUAUCGAUAAAAAGAUCGUGCGAAAUGAGGUUACACAGGAAAAUUGUAAUAAAACUGACGAAUUUACACCCAAACCGAAUACGAGUUAUUUGUAUGGUAAAAAUGAGGUAAAACGCAGCCUGAGUGAUGGCAAAUCUACUCUAACACGUCAGACGAGUGAUCCGGGUAAAAAGUUACAUCGCAGUCACGCUUUUCGAUGCGAUCGCAGUCAGAUAAUCAACCAAAGCCCUCAGAGGCAUGGGAGCUGCAAGGGCAGAUCGGAAACCAGUGACUUUUCCUUGAAAAUGGAGAGCAAACUCAGUAAAGAACGUCUUAAACAGCUCGGGAGCUUUCUCGAAGAUCAAAUGAGGAAGGAAAACUUCCAGCCGUCCAAAACUAGCUGUGAUGAAGACUGUGCUAUAGUUGGUGUGGUGUGUGAAGUUCAGAGUAACGAUUCGAGUGUUACAGGGACCCCUGAUGUGGUACCAGACUCGAUACCAGACUCCCAGGUUCCUAAACAUAUUUUAGAUCAGUAUGCGAAGGUUGUGAAAAAUAAACCACAUGAAAGUAGACAAGAUUCCAUGACAGACAGCGGUGUCAGUUCCGAAACUGAGAACAUAGAGGAAGAAAAAACAAAUAAAAUCAAGAAACUAGUAUCGCAAUAUGAAAAACCAGAUGUAAAAACUGAUAAGACUGAUGCAGAAAAAUCAAAACCUAAUUUAGAAUCCAUGAAUAUGUUAUGUGCUUCCAGUGAAACUAUGAAAUUAGAACGUAAGAACCCACAUUUAAUUUUAACGGAUACUUUGAAAAAGGCUCUUAAACAACCGUUACCAGCCGGUCCACCACCGAAAAAACCACCAAGAUCUUUUAACUCGCCAACUAUCCAAGAAUCUCCAGAAAAAAGUAAAAAGGAUGCAAAAAAAAUGCUCGAAAAGUUAGAACAGGCAUUACAUAAGCGAGAAACUCAAAAUACAACUAAAAAUAUCUACGAUAUAGCCGAGACUGAUCAAACAACGAAUAAACCAAAAGAAAUGCACUAUUUAUGUACAGAACUCUUAGAUAUAAAACAUAGAACUCUAGCACCUAUCAAUGAAAACGUAAAGGACCCGUUUACCAAAUGCUUCAAUUCGUUAAACUGUGCCAUAAUAACGAACAAUUCUACGUUAAGCUUGCCAUACACACGGUUCAGUACACAUGACUGUAUUUGUGAUUGUAGUACAGAGAACGUAGAUACGAACAAUUUGAGUACGUUCUUGAAGGAGAAGUGUUUGAAGUGUCAAAGUAAUGAUAGGGCGGAUGGAUUUAAGUGUCAUUUGAGUUGUGAAUGUAGGGAAGAGAAGUCUGAGUUCUUUGUUAAAGAGCAUAUCUAUGACAUACCAUAUAACCAGCGCGGUGAUCGUGGUAGACAGUACGGGACUUUGAACUCUUGGAAGGUGAAUGGGGCUCAUAGUAGAAGUAUGGAGGAGCUUACUUGUACAGAUGACCAGAAGAUCUACGACGAACCAUGCGAGGUCUCCCGUCCACCGACCCCGGAGAUACCCAAAACGGAAUUCCAAAAACUGAGACAAAACUUCGAAAACGCCUCCCAAAAAGUGAAAAAUGUGCAAGAGAAACCAGUGACUCUACCGCCUAAGCCGAUUUUGAGUAAAAAAGUAUGGAAGUCCACGGAAAAUGUAUCCGACGACUUCAGGAAGGCGAAGAGAGCAGUGGAGAAGAAGUUUGCAACUGAAACUAAGCGGUACAAGAAGAAUGAAGCCAAAAUGUUGUUCAGUUUGCCCAAGAAGGAGACCCAGUUGGACGUGGAUCGAGAAAACCUGAACCGUCUGAUGACGGAGAUAUACGAGACGGUGACGGCGGCGUGCAACAUGGACGAGAACAAGCCGGGCAGCUUUCCCACUGACCUCCCCGACACGUCCAGUGAAGAGUCCGCAAAGCUGACUCGCAGUCUAACGGAGAAGCGCAAGAAUUACGUGCGCCGGGUAUCCUCGAGGGUGGCCUAUCUGGACAAAAAUGUCAGAUCCCCUCGCUUCAGACACCAGACGUCCAUCUGUUCCUACAAGUCCGAGGUCCUAGACAACCCGUACUCCACCUUCAGGUCCUGGAAGAGUUUUAGGACCUCCCAAAGCAAUUUACGAGACAAAAUGGAGAGACACGAUUCCACCGACUCAAAAGUCAACCUCACAGACUCGAGUGGGAACAUUCUAUCCAUCCAAGACAUCAGCGAUGAAUCCCUGGACAACUUGAGCAUAGACGAGAAGGCGGGCUGCGUCGACCUUGAGCUGCCCUUCGAGCCAAGGGAAAAGGGGUUGUUUAACGUCUGUCUGUUGGUCGGACUGAAUUAUAUGACUGGAGAGGCGUAUGUGAAGAGUGUGUUUCCUAGUCAGGUCCAAGUACCACCACAUAUAGAAAACCUCAUCUUCCCGGAGACCAUAAGCUCUGGCAGCGUGGGCGAGUGGGCGACAGAGAAGACUGCUCAGUGCUACUCUCUCGUUCUAACCGAUGAGAAAGGGGAGCGGGCUUAUGGAUACUGUCGGCGCGUGCUGCCCGAGGGCGCUACGACCUGCCUUCCUCUGUGUUACUGCCUCAUCGGCAAAUACAGGGCGCCUGGCUUCUAUUACAAGAUUCUACAAGAAAUAGAAUCGCAUCACGGCAACUCGGAAGUGGAAAUUAAUCAAAUACUGCAUCAGUUAUUCGAGACCGAUUUCCCGAGUCCGGGCGAGCAAAUAUCGAUUAUUUACUCGAGCAACAAUCUAUCGAGACAGCCCAAUCGGAACUCGGUUAGUUUGGGCGACAUUCACAAGUGCAAGACAAUGCCCGAUCCAAGGAGAAACGAGAGUACUAUGAACGUUUCCGUCACUAAAGAGAGUUUGAAGGAGAGUUCGGAGGGAGUGGAGAAAACGGAGAGUGAGAUGUUUCUGGAAACGGAGAGUCAUGCGUUGCCGGAUUAUUACGACUUGGAGAAUAAUAACCGGCCGAAACGGGUGUUGCUGAGUUUGGAAGGACCUAGAACGCGUGUGAUAAGGCGCCCCCUGGACCCCCGGGCGGAUGAGGACAAUAUGUCGGUUCUGCUGGACUCGUUCGGUGCGGGGCUCGUCAUCAAAGUGUUCGGCUCGCUUUUGCUCGAGCGCAAGGUCAUCGUUAUGGGCGACCAGCUUAGUGUAAUCUCAUCAUGUAUGGAGGCUCUACAAAGCGCGCUAUACCCGUUCGUCUGGCAACAGCCUCUGAUCUCAGCAAUUCCCUCGCAAAUACAACGAGACGUGCUCACGGCUCCCUUGCCGAUCCUCGCUGGGAUGCUGGCUCAUCAUCAUCCAUCACAGUUUGAGGAGGGCAUGUUAAUAGACCUGGCCCACCCGUCCAAGGUCCUAUUCUACCAGGGCGACGAAUCGACAAUCGUGCCCACAGCCAGCUACAAAACGUUAAAAACCUCCUUACAAAUGGAGUCAAAGACUAAAGACAAGCUAGAAGACACGAAGACGCGCAACGUGAUGAUAUCGGAGGCGUUUUUGAGAUUCUUCGUCGAUAUUUUGGGGGACUUUUGGAGGUUUUUCUCUGAAAAGGAAAUGAAGGAUGGAGAUUUGGGAAGGAAUGGUGUUGUUUUUGAUAAAGAGGCCUUCAUCAAGAACGCAUCAUCCAAACAGGUGCAAUACUUCCUGGAGUGGUUCACAGAAACGGCCAUGUUCAACCAUUUCAUACAAAACAUGGCGCUAUGCUACCGCGACCUACCGCUACCCAGCGAUUACAUCAAUACCGAUCUAGUCGAUACCCCGCUACCCAACUACUACGAAUUGUUCCACGAAAGAGUAAAAAGUAGGACGAAGUCCGAAAAGAGUAACAGUAAAAUCGAUUAUAAGAACGCUGUCAAUAAAAAGGUUAGGUUGCUGAAAAGUAAAUUACGCGAUCUGGUUACUUAAUCAAAUGU
This is a messenger RNA of Maniola jurtina (meadow brown), 4433 nucleotides long. RefSeq lists its product as uncharacterized. The transcript is spliced from 12 exons. The coding region runs from base 418 to 4425 and encodes 1335 amino acids. The record is from RefSeq and is a predicted model, not a curated record. NCBI's taxonomy places the organism in Eukaryota, Metazoa, Arthropoda, Insecta, Lepidoptera, Nymphalidae.